AUGAGCAGCACGCCUUUUUGGACCGCCUUUUGGCCAGCCACGGACUACAAAGAGCAGCGCUCUGAUUGGUUAGAAUCUGUGCCAAUCAGAAUGGAACACUUUAGAAGUGGACUUAACAUCAAGGCAAUCCAAUUCCAAUCAUCGGAUUGGAAAAGCGAGGAUAAAGGGUCAGCUCCGGCAUCUGGGGGAGUGGCUGUAAUACCGAUUGCUUUAGAGCAGGCUGUACUGAUGUCGGGUACGGAGGGGUGUUCAAUCGAACUGGAGGGGAUUUUAAAGGAGGCCGGACCAGUUGACAGGUCCGCUUAUGCGUUGGCAGUGACUCGUCUUUACGAGGAAAUUUUGCACUCGUUUCGGAUCAACAUCAGCACCAGUUUUAAUCCUCCUGGCAAUCCUGAAGGAUCCAAGUUGCGCGAAGGCAAUUAUAACAUACAUGCAUGUGUUCCACAAGUAUCAAUGUCAGUGACUGGGAGCCGAAAGUCAGAACUAAGUUCAAAAUUUCUGAAAAGCCAUUUACACACUAUAGUACAUAAGACGCACAAUCGUCCCGCAGAUGCUCCAACUGCUCGUACACCCAACGGCACCUUUCAGGCUUCACCGUGCAUACUGUGUUCAGACACGGAGUCGUAA
Messenger RNA from Opisthorchis viverrini, 627 nucleotides. RefSeq lists its product as hypothetical. The transcript is spliced from 5 exons. Lineage: Eukaryota; Metazoa; Platyhelminthes; Trematoda; Opisthorchiida; Opisthorchiidae. The record is from RefSeq and is a predicted model, not a curated record. The coding region runs from base 1 to 627 and encodes 208 amino acids.